CGCCACGCAGGAGCGACACGGAGCCCAUCCCCGCCUCGUUCACAGCCCAGCAGCCCAGCGUGGGACCCUUCACACUGUCCGGGCGGCCCUGCCGGGAAUCUGAUUUGUUUAUGUGAACAUUUAUGACUUCCAAAUAUGCCGUUCACUGUCUGGGAGAGAAGGGGCCAGCCUUAGAAUAAACUUCCCAAGAGUUCACCUCAGAUCCAGAACGUGGACAGGAGCCAAGAAAGACCUGGUGUGGACCCUCUGCUGAUAAUCCCGCUGCUCCUUUUGUUCCUCAACAUCCGGCACUUUAGUCUGUCCCAAUGGAGGCCAGAGGGAAAUAUGAUUUUAAUGCGACGGCAGAUGACGAGCUCAGCUUCAGAAAGGGCGAUAUACUGAAGGUUUUAGCCACACAGGAUGAUUGGUACAAGGCAGAGAUGCAUGGAAAGGAAGGAUACAUACCACAAAACUACGUCGAGUUACACACUCCGAGAUGGUUCCAGGAGAAAGCCAGUCGAGGCUCUGCAGAGGAGCUCCUGAAGAACGAAGGUGUGGGAGGCUUUCUGAUCCGAGGCAGUCAGAGCUCCCCUGGAGACUUGUCCAUCUCUGUCAAACACGAGAGCGACGUACAACACUUCAAAGUGAUGCGGGACGCCAACGGCCAGUACUACCUGUGGGCCGACAAGUUCAGCUCCCUCAACAAGCUGGUGGACUUCUACAAGACCACCUCCAUCUCCAAGCAGAGGGAGAUCUACCUCAACGACGGCACCCUGGACAGCAAAAGCCCCUCCACCGCCGUGCCGCUGAAGAGAGGGAGUCUGCCUGAACAGCGCGGCUACGCCAACACGACGGCGGCUGCAGCUGCACCGCGCCGGGCGUCGGACCAGCCUCACACACAGCUGAUUAAGAGAGUUGGUCUAGAAGAGCGGGCCCACACCAUCGGCCAUACAGGAAGAAGCAGCCCUGUCAGCUCUUCUCCUGUUCCCCGUCGAACAGCAGACACCAUGCCUCUCCCUCAGAGGCCAGCCGCCAUGCAAGUGCAGGCGAUGUACGACUUCACAGCAGAGGAAGACGACGAGCUCGGUUUCUGCGCCGGCGAGAUCAUCGAGGUGCUGGAUCGCUCCGACGCAUCGUGGUGGAAAGGGAGGCUGCGGGGCAGGAGUGGGCUGUUCCCCGCCAACUACACGUCACAGCUGUGAGAAACUCCCCCGGGCGAUGCACUUACAAUACUGCACCCACACACUGGAAAACUUGCUCCUCAGGUGCACGGGGCUGUGAGUGUGUGUGUGUGUGUGUGUGUGUGUUUUUUUUUUUUUUGGCGACAAACACAAAGACAGCACGUUGGGUGACUAAUGUCGUCUGUGAUGCAGCACGUCAUCAGCGUCAUUCAGACCCCGGUGCCCGAAGGACUGCAGCACAAUUAGAGUUUUAAUUAAAUGUUCAUGUUGGAAAUGUGACUCAGCGCGGUGCCUGUUCACCACUUAUUGAACAUUCAGUACUUUUUUUUUUUUUGUGUGUGUCUAGAAGUAAUGAAGGAGCCGAGACAUGCCCGCUGAAAUCUCCCAUCACUUGCUACAGAUUUUGUUUGUUCACUGAGAAUCCACAUAACAACCAUAACUGGUCCGGCGUUUGGCUGCAGUAUAGCUUGUUUUAAGUGGUGUGUCUGUCACUCGUAUUUAUUUGCUAAUCGCUCAUUUGCCAUUCUGCUGCAAUCACUGAUUGAUGAAUAGAUUGUAAAUCAAUACAGUGGCCUACU
Messenger RNA from Myripristis murdjan (pinecone soldierfish), 1738 nucleotides. RefSeq names its product GRB2 related adaptor protein 2a (gene grap2a). Gene Ontology annotation, molecular function: protein binding. The coding region runs from base 306 to 1181 and encodes 291 amino acids. Lineage: Eukaryota; Metazoa; Chordata; Actinopteri; Holocentriformes; Holocentridae. The record is from RefSeq and is a predicted model, not a curated record. The transcript is spliced from 8 exons.